AUGUAUGAUGAGUCGUAUUUGGAUAUUAUUAUCGAAAAGUUUGAUUACACACAAAGUUUACGACUGGUCGAAGUGCGAAUACCAAAUUACGUGGUGAAGGGCUCGUCAGCACAAUUGGAAUGCCUUUACGAUCUGGAUGGCGAGGCGCUGUACUCCGUGAAGUGGUACAAGGACGGCAAUGAGUUCUAUCGAUACGUGCCACGAGACAUGCCACCGGCGCAAACAUUUCUGCUGCCCGGUGUAUCAGUGGAGCUCCAAAAUUCCAGUGAUGCCAUUGUUACAUUGCGCAAUGUCAACCUGCAGUCGGCGGGUCGUUUUCGUUGUGAAGUUUCCGGUGAAGCGCCAUCUUUUCAGACAGUCACUGAACAUGGCGAUAUGGUUGUGGUCUCUUUGCCUGAUCAAGGUCCGCCCAAAAUCACCGGCGGUCGCCCGCGUUAUCAAAUUGGCGACUGGGUACGAAUAAAUUGUACCGUUGGCCGUUCGAAACCUGCUGUCCAGCUCACAUGGUAUGUGAAUGGUGAUCCAGCUGAGCCGCGUGCUUUGCGAAAAUACGACACCAUCAUAUCCGGUCGGGAAAAUUUGGAAACGUCCGUUUUGGGUUUGCAAUUCCGAGUAGAGCAGCAUCAUUUCCGAAACGGCGAUAUGAAAUUAAAGUGUGUUGCCUCUCUGUCCACCUUGUAUUGGCGCAGCAACGAAGAGUCCGUCGAGGGCGAUCGCCCACAAAAAGCGCCCGUCUUAGAGUCGCGCGAAACCGUUUACGCCAGCAAUUCGCGCGCCGAUCCAGUGCAAGCCAGCAAAACGGAUUCACAUAUAGUGGCGCAUGCGCCCAGUUUAUUGUUGCUGGUGGUGGUGGCGUCGGUUGUAGCCAGCGGUUGUCUGGAACAGUUGCAUAUGUGGCAGAAAUUGUUCGUGUCCAAACAAUGGCUGCAUAACAAUUUCAAGCAACAGCAAGAACAACAAGAAAAACGAAGAAAAACCGUAGAACGCCAACAACAGCAGCAACAACAAAGUCUUCAGCAGCAGCAUCAACAACACCAACAGCAACAGCAGCAGGGAAAGACAGAGAGACAAUUGAUGCGGCGACAGCUUGAAAAGCGAAUUGUUUCAAGUGAAGGCCAGCACGUGAUCAGCUCAGGAUAUCAAUCGGUAAUGCAACUCUUUCCAAAACAACAACAACAAAAACAUCUGGUGCAACAACAACAACGAGAACAAAUAUGUCGACAGCAUUGGCAUGUUAAUGAAAACGAUGAAAGCGUGGAGCGGAAAUGCAAAGGAGCGCACGAAUUGAAAUUUGUUAAUUUAUGUGCGGAAAUGCAGCCAGCGUUGACAGCAAUGACAGCAUCCUCUUUAGCGACAUAUGCCAGCGUCGCCGAUGCUCACAGCAUCGCCGCCACAUCGGAAGCCGAUGUUAUCGCAGCUGUCGCAGCGGCGUUGCCAAUUAAACAAUUGCUGGCUGCAAGGUAACUACGCUGAGCAGAAGAGGAGGGAGUGUAAGCAGAUGACGAGGCGUCGCAGGCUACCACCACUUUGAGUUGCCUUUGCCUUGCUGCGUGGCUAUUGAGGCAUGCAAUGAGCUAUUGGCGAAAUGCAAAAUGCGAAAGGCAAAAAUAAGAAGAAAAAAAAGAAAAAAAAAACUAAAACUUAAUAAUUUUAAUUUGAAGAAAUUCGAGGGAAAGCAUUUCAUUCGAUUGCAAAUGUUGGAGAGAAUGCUUCGAUUUAAAAAAUUUAUAUGCACGCAUACAUAUGUACAUAAAGGUACUGAUUAAAAUUACUGCAGCUACUGGAAAGAGUGGGUGUGGAAACCCAAAUUUUACGUAAAUCAAAAGCAGCAAAAAUUAAAGUCUUUCAUUCAAGUGAAUUGUUUGUAACAAAAAUUUUAUAAAAAAGUAAAUAUGUAAAAUAAUUUCAAUAUGAAAUCAAUUCAAAUCAAAAGUGCAUGUCUGUAUGUAUUGUUUGUGCGCAUGAGUCUGUAUAUGGGUGCCUGGCUGUUGUGCGUGAGUGUUCGUAUGCAUGCAGAGUCCGUUGAAUUGCAGCAGCUAAAACAGCGAAUAUACUUACCUACUAAUCAAAUAUCUAAUAAAUGUAAGUGUAAAUAAAUUAAAUGCAAUUACUGAAUUUUUAAUAUGUUCAAAAGCUAAAUGUAUGGAAACUUCUCAGUAAAGAAGGCAGCAUACAAAGUUAGGUUUAGUUCAAUUGAAAUAGUCCUAGAAUUAGACUCAGUGGCUAGUCUAACAAAAAUAUAAACAAAAAAUAAAAUAAAAAACUAGAAAUACACACUCAGUGGCUACAGUUAAGUGUAAUUAGCUAGCAAAAAUUAAAACAACACAAAAAAUAUAUACACAUCUAUAUAUAAGUAACGGCUAUAUUUGUUUCAACAGCGUUAAAGUACAAUGGGAUGGAAUUUGAAUUGAAGAAAUUUUUGAAACCCAAAAUUUAUUCGCAAAUAGUUUUUAUUUAUAGUUUUGAGUAUCAUUGAAGAAGAAAUUGAGUUGGUAUAACAUCUCCUCUGCGAUUACCCUGCACUUCAAAGAAGCCGUGCCAAAUAUUUUGGGCGAUUAUUUGAUCGAAGACCGGGGAAAUUUGCAAAGUCUCUCACUGGGGAGGCUAGUUGGGAGAUGGAAAUCAAGUGCAGGUAUCGCAAUAGACCGAGUGCCUUGUCUUAGACAAGCAACCUGGCUAACCUUACCUAACCUUUAAGUGCGUCAUUACUUUGAUUCUUAUUUUGCAUAAAUAUCAGCACGAUUUGAUAAGUGCUUAAAAACGUAAAUAAAAGAGCGCUUUUCAACAAAAAAAUUCAUAUUAUUUUUAAACACCACCUCGUCCUUUUAACUUGAUAUAGAGCCCUUCAUUGGGGCUUUUACUAAUUUUGAAUUUUUGUUGCUCUCUUUAGCAUACGAUUUCCCGAGGCACUCAAACUAGGUAUUCGACGAACUACACUGCGUUAAAUAACCGUAUCACAGCAAAAAUAUUGACAGGUCUUGACAAUUUCUUUAUUUCUUAGGAAGUUCUAGUAUUUUUCUUUCGGAAAAUGUAGUUCUUAUUCCCACAAAAACCAUGUAAAUCGAAAUUUUAAACUUUGCUUUACCAGGUAUAUACCUAUUAAGUGAGACUUUCAGCUAUUAGUCCAUAGAUGUCGCUAGGAGUAUUUUUAAACCUUCCCACAUGUCUUGUUUUUUCGUCUGUCAUCUGUAAACAAUAUUUAAUUAAUUGUUUGUUACAUUACAUACAGCAAUGCAUUUUUGUCGUUCUGAAAAAUGUCGAAUUUCAUGCCUUCAAACUACGAUUUGCGGACAUCGAAAAACCACUUGUGAAAUGCUGCUCUCCCGGUUCAAAAGGAAGUUUUUUUUGCAUCGAACCGUUGCAAGUGAUGAAAAAUGUGUGUAUUACUUCAAUCCCAAGCGUAAACGAUUGUAUGGUCCGCCCGGCCACAAGCCAAAAACAACGGCCAAACCAAAUCGCUUCGGCCGCAAGGCAAUGCUGUGUGUUUUCUGGGAUCAGCGUGGUAUGAUUUGGUACGAGCAGUUAAAACCAGGUGAAACAGUUGACGGUGCACGCUACCAACGACAAUUGGCCGGUUUGAACAGCGCUAUACACCGAAAACGCCCAGAAUGUGCCGAUCAGCGUCUCAAAGUAAUUUUUUUUUAUGACAAUGGGCGCCUUCUGAUUAUCAUUUGUUUGCAUCGAUGGGCCACACACUUUCCGAGCAGCGCUUCAAUUCUCACGAAGAAGCCAAAAAAUGGCUCGAUGAUUGGUUUGCGGCCAAAGACGGCCAAUUUUUUUGGCGUGGCAUCCACACAUUGCCUGAGAGGUAGGAAAAAUGUGUCGCUAGCGAUGGCUAUUAUUUUGAAGAUUAAAUUUGUAACCAUUUUUUGUUAAUAAACGUUUGAAAUUGAAAAAAUAGUAUCGUUUCAUAGGCAUACACCUGGUAAAAACGCAGGUUUAUAAUCCUUUGAAUUUU
Molecule: messenger RNA, 3958 nt
Organism: Anastrepha ludens (Mexican fruit fly)
Lineage: Eukaryota; Metazoa; Arthropoda; Insecta; Diptera; Tephritidae
Gene: beat-IIIc
Product: adenylate cyclase, terminal-differentiation specific
Exons: 6
Coding region: 1-1464 (487 amino acids)
Source: RefSeq, a predicted model, not a curated record